UCAGAGAAAAAGAAAAAACAAGUUUGAAGUUACGCAGCAUCGUCAUCGGUGACAAAAUGUGUUUCCACUGUAAAUCCAGUGGUGUUUUAGUAUUAAUUGCAUAAGUCUUUGGGUUGUUUCAACUGUAUCCAUGUUCAUACGAAUCAUACCCACUAUUAUUCUAAUAUUAUAGGAGGCCUUCCUUCUGCUUAUACUUCUUCUUUUAGACCAGAGAAGAAGAAGAAGAAACAAACCAUAAACCAAACAAUUCCAACUUCUCCUCCUUCACAAGGUAAAUUUAUGGUGCAAAUUUAGCAGUAUUUGUCAAUAACUAUACACAAAAUAGUAGUAUACACAAUGGGAGAUUCUAAUGGAGGUGUUUUCAAUUCUCCAAUGCUGAAAAGCUUGGUUCAGAAUUACAUGUCGAUUUUCAAUGGCAAUGAGUCGAUUGGUAUUGCUGUUGCAUUUACAAUUGGUCUUCUUAUACCUUUGUUACUCAUCGGGAUAAAAAGAACUAAACAAAGGGGAGUGCCAGUACAAGUUGGUGGGGAGACGGGUUUCGCGAUUCGUAACCAUAGAUCUAAGACAUUGAUUGAAGUUCCUUGGGAAGGAGCUACUACUAUGGCAGCUCUUUUUGAGCAGUCUUGUAAGAAGAAUGCACACGAACGGUGUCUUGGUACAAGAGAGGUUAUUAGUAGGGAAGUAGUUACAGGUGGUGAUGGGAGGAAAUUUGAGAAGUUACACCUGGGAGAAUAUGUAUGGGAAACAUACGAAGGAGCUUUUAAGAGAGCUAGCAACUUUGCAUCUGGUUUGGUAAAGUUGGGUCAUAGUGCAGAUAGUCGUGCUGCUAUUUUUGCUGAUUCCAGGGCAGAGUGGUUACUUGCCUUUCAGGGAUGCUUCAGGCAGAAUAUUACGGUUGUGACUAUCUAUGCUUCGCUAGGUGAGGAGGCUCUUAUUCAUUCCCUUAAUGAGACACAAGUAACAACCUUGAUCUGUGAUCCAAAGCAAUUGAAGAAAUUGGCUGCAAUUAGCUCUAGCCUGGAAUUCAUUAAGCACAUCAUUUAUUUUGAAGAUGAUGACACCACAGUUGAUUCAUCUUUCGACAACUUUACACUUACAUCUUUUUCUGAAGUGGAGAAGCUAGGAAAAGAAAAUCCUGCUCAUCCCAGACUACCUUCAAAAACUGAUACUGCUGUCAUCAUGUAUACAAGUGGUAGUACAGGGUUACCGAAGGGAGUCAUGAUGACUCAUGGCAACAUUGUAUCAACAGCAGCAGCAGUCAUGACAGUUAUACCAGAAAUAGGCCGCAAAGAUGUUUACUUGGCGUAUUUACCCUUGGCUCAUGUUUUUGAGCUGGAAGCCGAGACUGUGAUGUUGACAGCAGGUGCUGCCAUUGGUUAUGGUUCAGCUCUGACCCUAACCGACACCUCGAAUAAAAUCAAGAAAGGAACCCUGGGAGAUGCCUCUGCAUUGAAGCCCACCCUUAUGGCAGCAGUUCCAGCUAUUUUAGAUCGUGUUCGAGACGGAGUGUUGAAAAAGGUCAAUGAGAAGGGUGGAUUAACCAAAAAACUUUUCAACCUCGGAUACAAACGUCGAUUGUCUGCUAUAGAAGGAAGCUUGUUUGGGGCUUGGGGACUGGAAAAGACUUUUCUGGAUGUCAUUGUUUUCAAAAAGAUAAGAUCUAUUCUUGGAGGCCGUAUGAGAUUUAUGCUUUGUGGUGGAGCUCCUUUGUCCAGAGACACACAACGGUUCAUGAAUGUCUGCCUAGGGAUUCCUAUAGGUCAAGGAUAUGGAUUGACUGAAACAUGUGCUGGAGCAGCUUUUUCUGAGGCGGAUGACACCACUGUGGGUCGUACUGGUCCACCUCUUCCGUGUGGCUACAUUAAGCUCGUCUCUUGGGAAGAAGGUGGAUACCUGAUCACUGAUAAACCAAUGCCCAGAGGUGAAGUUGUAGUAGGAGGACACAGCAUAACUUUGGGUUAUUUUAAAAAUGAGGAGAAAACUAACGAGGUGUACAAAGUUGAUGAAAAGGGAAUGCGAUGGUUCUACACUGGUGAUAUAGGACAAUUUCACCCGGACGGAUGCCUGGAAAUUAUUGACAGGAAAAAAGAUAUAGUUAAACUUCAACAUGGGGAGUACAUAUCUCUUGGAAAGGUUGAAGCAGCCUUGGCCUCAUGUAAUUAUGUGGAUAGUGUCAUGGUCCAUGCAGACCCAUUCCACAGCUUCUGUGUAGCAUUGGUGGUUCCUUCGCAGCAUGCACUUGAGGGUUGGGCUCAUGGAGCUGGAAUCGAGUACCACGAUUUUUCAGAUCUGUGCAAGAAAGAGGAAGCAGUCCGUGAAGUCCAACAAUCUCUUCUCAAGGUUGCGAAGGCUGCAAAACUUGACAAAUUUGAAUCUCCUGCAAAGAUUAAGUUGUUACCGGAUCCAUGGACACCAGAGUCUGGAUUAGUGACGGCUGCCCUCAAGUUGAAAAGGGAACAGAUAAAAUCCAAGUUUAAAGAUGAUCUCAACAAGUUAUAUCAGUGAUUAAAGAAGAUAAGAAGACAAAAAUUGAUUUCUAGUAUCACUAGUGUAUUGCUGGUUUCCGUUCUUUGCAUUUUCUUAAAGGUUGUCUUUAUGAGUUUAAAUCAAUCACGAUUGGAUUUUGACUACAUAUAUAAUCUCUUAAGCUUGCAACUUAAUGCAAAAUUCCUCUUUUUGUUUUUGUUUUUGUUUUUGAUAAAUUGAUAAAAAAAAGCAUUGAAGUUUUA
This is a messenger RNA of Papaver somniferum (opium poppy), 2729 nucleotides long. RefSeq names its product long chain acyl-CoA synthetase 8-like. NCBI's taxonomy places the organism in Eukaryota, Viridiplantae, Streptophyta, Magnoliopsida, Ranunculales, Papaveraceae. Gene Ontology annotation, cellular component: endoplasmic reticulum; membrane. The transcript is spliced from 12 exons. Gene Ontology annotation, molecular function: long-chain fatty acid-CoA ligase activity. Bases 337 to 2505 code for a protein of 722 amino acids. The record is from RefSeq and is a predicted model, not a curated record.